This is a messenger RNA of Lodderomyces oxycetoniae, 1221 nucleotides long. RefSeq names its product DNA polymerase delta subunit (gene POL32). The record is from RefSeq and is a predicted model, not a curated record. Gene Ontology annotation, cellular component: delta DNA polymerase complex; nucleus. Gene Ontology annotation, molecular function: DNA-directed DNA polymerase activity. Bases 1 to 1221 code for a protein of 406 amino acids. The transcript has a single exon. NCBI's taxonomy places the organism in Eukaryota, Fungi, Ascomycota, Pichiomycetes, Serinales, Debaryomycetaceae. Gene Ontology annotation, biological process: DNA synthesis involved in UV-damage excision repair; nucleotide-excision repair, DNA gap filling; DNA replication.
AUGGAGGCACCGUCAAACGAAGUCAGUUACUUGACUGAUGAGAUUGUAACCAAAUCAAGACCAAUUUUGUAUCGUGAACUAUCGAGACUGUUGAGUAUACCUAUACUGAAAGCCAAGAUGACGCUUCUCGAGUAUUAUCUAAAGAACACAGAUACCUUAUCUGCGUCAUUUGUCAUAACGGGGAAGGGUCAAGAUGGUUCCAAAAUGAUCAAGUUUUGUGCAACUGAACUGGUUGUUGAGGAUAGUAUGAAUUUGUUCAAGGCAAUCUCAACAAUACAUGUGUAUAGUGUUCAGAAGAAGGAAUUGUGUUUAACGUUGAAUGAUAUAGCUCGUGAAGGAUUGAAAAUUCGGAGUUGUCUAAGUGAUAUUGAGGAGUAUCAACGUAACGGUAUUAUUAUAGGAACAAAGAUUAGCCACUUACCAGUUCAAAAAAUGCCCGCGUCGUCUCCAAUAAAGACUCAAGUGAGUGAAGGGAAUGUGGAAGCAAAUAAACGCACCUCAGUAAAGAAUACUGGUUUACCAUCAUCUUAUGUUUCCAGGAAGCAACAGAAUCAAGCAACUCCAAAGGCUAGUGGACUAUCAUACGUAUCGCGCAAAGGUGAAAAGAGUGUGCCUCAAAAGAGAGUCCAUACUGAACCUGAAUCCGAACCUGCUAAGCCAAGUUAUCAAUACAAAUCAAGAAAAGUUGAGCAAAAGCAACCGAGGGAAAGAGUAAUUGUGGAUCAUAACAAUUAUGUAGUGGAAGAGGACGACGAAAAACCAAGAGUAACUCGUCCGCCAACUACCAAACUAGCAGAUAUGUUUCUUGACGACGAGGACGAAACAUUUGAGUUUAGUGAUGAUACAAAUGACGAGCAUGGCAAUGACAAAAAUGACAAGUACAGUAAUGACGUUCGAGAAUCCCGCCUUCCAGAAAAGAUCAUACCAGAAGAAGAAAAUACUAAUCUUGUGGAAUCUAGCCCAGAAGAGGAGGGGAACAAUGAUGCAAAUGCCAACCAAGGAAACCAAGAUGAGAUAAUAACUGAAGUCGACGAAGAAGGCUAUACAGUAACAAGGAGGAAGCCUCGAACAAUGGGAAGUCCCAGCUCUUCUUCCUCAAGAAAUAUGCAUCCUAACAAAAUAGUCAAGCCAACGCCAACGUCAGUAAAAACCAAGAAAACCAAGGAUACAAACAAGAAAAAAACCCAAUCUUCAUUAUUGAACUUUUUUGGGAAAAAGUAG